This is a messenger RNA of Danaus chrysippus (African queen), 909 nucleotides long. The record is from the annotation of a GenBank genome assembly. NCBI's taxonomy places the organism in Eukaryota, Metazoa, Arthropoda, Insecta, Lepidoptera, Nymphalidae.
AUGGCACGUCAGCAACAAGAUGUAGAUGAAUUGUUCGAUGUUAAAAAUGCAUUUUACGUUGGGAAUUAUCAACAAGCGAUAAACGAGGCCCAAAAUGUUAAGCCCUCAUCACCCCAAGUGGCCCUCCAAAGAGACAUAUUCCUCUACAGAUCGUACAUAGCUCAGAACAACUUCAGAAUUGUUCUACAAGAAUUGAAAAAUGCUGAUCCGAUGCUUCAGCCGCUGCAAACGUUGGUUGAAUAUCUGUCCCCUGAUUCCAAUAAACCUAAUAUUGUUGCUGACAUUGAUGCAAGGGUCCAAAAAGGAGUGGAACUAACAAAUGAAGUGUUUCUCAUAGUUGCUGCAACAAUUUACUAUCAUGAGGAUAAUUAUGAGGCUGCCCUUAAAAUAUUGCAUGAGGCGGAGUCGUUAGAGCUACGUGCAUUCAGUCUUCAGUGUCUGUUGGCUAUGAAUCGACCCGACCUGGCUCGGAAACAACUCAAGAAGUUACAAGACAUAGAAGACGACAGUACACUCACACAGCUCGCUCAAGCCUGGUUGAAUUUGUCCGAGGGUGGUCCAGGUGUACAGGAUGCUCACUUCAGUAUAAUGGAAUUGUCGGAGCGUCUCGGGGCGUUGGGGGCCGGGCCGGCAGCCGCAGGAGCCGCCGCUGCCGCCUCUAGAGGUAUGUGGGACGAGGCGGAGCAGAUGUUGACAGAGGCUCAGUCACGCCUUCCACAGCAGCCCGAGUUGUUAUUAGGUCUGGGGGUCGCCGCUGCUCACGUGGGAAAACCUCCCGAGGUAUCAGCUCGAUACUUCGCGCAGAUCCUGGACUCUCAUCCCGACCAUCCGUUCUCUAAGGAGUACAACGCUAAGACGAACGAGUUCAAACGACUGGCGGCGCAGUACCAACCCUCUGUUACAAGCUAA